Plasmopara halstedii is the source of this 168-nucleotide messenger RNA. RefSeq lists its product as uncharacterized. Bases 1 to 168 code for a protein of 55 amino acids. The record is from RefSeq and is a predicted model, not a curated record. The transcript has 2 exons. NCBI's taxonomy places the organism in Eukaryota, Oomycota, Peronosporomycetes, Peronosporales, Peronosporaceae.
AUGUGUCAUAUCGCGACGCGCGGCAUUUUGUUGUACUUGGAGUCAAUUGUGGGCGUAAGUAUCGUCGGCUUUCAUGCUCGGCAGCAUCGGUACCAGCCAAGCGGACCAAAUCCCGAUCAUUUAAGCGUGAGCAGAUACAUUACGUAUGGGAUAAUCAGUCAAGCCUAG